Molecule: messenger RNA, 551 nt
Organism: Drosophila serrata
Lineage: Eukaryota; Metazoa; Arthropoda; Insecta; Diptera; Drosophilidae
Product: protein Asterix
Biological process (GO): protein insertion into ER membrane
Cellular component (GO): endoplasmic reticulum membrane
Molecular function (GO): protein folding chaperone
Source: RefSeq, a predicted model, not a curated record
CACCGAAACGUACACAACGUCAUUCCUCGUACCCAAUCUGACCUGGUUUUAGCUUAAAUUAGUGAAAAUUAAAUAAAUUAAACAUGAGCAUCACCGUGGACCCCCGCCGCAAGGAGAAGAUCAACCGCUACAAGGCGCCCAAGAAUCAGGGUCAGAGUGGCGGCGCCAACGAGGACAUGAUGCCGGAUUACAUGAACAUUCUGGGCAUGAUUUUCUCAAUGUGCGGCCUGAUGAUGAAGCUCAAGUGGUGUGCCUGGUUUGCGCUUUACUGUUCCUGCAUUAGUUUCGCCAGCUCGCGAGCCAGCGACGACGCCAAGCAAGUGCUCUCCUCCUUCAUGCUGAGCGUUAGCGCUGUAGUGAUGUCCUAUCUGCAGAAUCCGGCUGCGAUGACCCCGCCCUGGGCUUCCUAGCAUUCCCAGGACUCUCAGCUUUCCACGUGGCAGUGAAAAUGCAUUUCCACAUUAGUGUAGAUGAAUGUGCAUGCUUUAUUACGAUCCGAAAAGGGGAUAAGGAUAAAGAGACUAUGAAUUCAGGCGACUGGCGCAAAAUAA